AUGGCAGCACAAACAGAAUAUCAACAGCACAGUGCCAGCCGUGUCCCCAUGCCUCUGUCCCCAUCCAACCGUGGCUGUGAGGAGCGUGGAGUCCAUGGGGGAGCUUCACUGACAAAUUAUUUCCCACCUGCCAGUAUCCUCUGCCCAGUCCUGCUUUCCAGUCCUAUUCCUUGCGGCAGAAAUUGGAAAAAGCCCGUGGAACAAUAAGGACCUGCAGCAAAGGCUACAAAGGAGACUGGAUUCAGAGAGACUAAAAACUAAUCUUCGUCGCUUUGCCAGCCUAAAAUUAAACGUGACCAAAUUUCCUACAACAUGUCUGUGCUGUCCAGCAAUCAUUCAGCCUUAUCACAAGAAACCCACAGCACUUACAGUGCUGGAACAGCUUCUGAGUCAGUGAUGCCAUCUGUAUAUGAAGAGUCAGUCUGUGAGAGUCUCUCUUCUAAACCUGGAAUGGAAACCUACCUUGUGUCAGAAUUCCCAGAAGAGGAUGAAGAAUCCAUUUACAAAAAUCCAUUUACAAUUCCUCCAGAUAUUGAUAUUUUUGCAGUAAGGAACAAGGAAAGAAAAAAGGCAAAGGAGGAACGUGAAAAGAUGAAGACCAUGAAAAUUCAUGAGAAAAUGACUUGCUCCGUUAAAAACAAGGCAAAGGAAAAAGGGUUUAGGAAAGCUUUGCAAAAGGAAGAGGAAGAAGAAAGCAGAAAACAGGCAACAGAUGAAGAGAGACUGAAGAUUCUUCAGGAGUGUCUUUCAUGGAAGAUAGCCCUUAAAAAAGAUUAUCCAUUAGAAAAAGAAACUUUCCGUGACUACAUAAAUGACAGAAGAGAGAUAUUUUUACUUGAGUAUGCCAUAGCAGUAAAGAGAGAAGAGAUUCAAAAGUUGGAGAACAUAGCAAAGAAAGAGGAAAGAAAACUGGAAAAGGCUGAAUACAACCUGGAGAAGGAUAUUGCCAUAUUUGAUGAGUUCCUGAAGGAGAACCAUAAAAGCUCCAUUCAAGCCCUGAAAAUUGCUGAAAAAGAAUCUGCAGUGAAAGCAAAGAAAAUAGUAGAGAUCCACGCAAUUAGUUCCCAAAUAAUGAGCCUCCAAAGUGAUAUAACCAGAUUUGAGAAUUCUCUGCGAGAGUACAAGAUGUACAGAGACUUCCUCUAUCAGCUAUCUCCAAAAGAAUGGCAGGAGGAAUAUGAAAAAAAACAUGAAAAGAAGUUGAAGACAGCAACCAAAGCUGACAAAGAAAGUGCCUCAGAGAAGGGCCAGGGUCUGACCAUUGGGAUGAAUAUAAGAGGUAUAAACGUGCCAAUUUCUCUGCUGUCCACAGAAAGUUUGAACUCAAGUUUAUCAUCUGGGACCAGACCAUGGCUCAAAAGCCACCUGAAACCUCUCACAACAGAAAAUCUAAAUUCAUCGGAGGAUCAAGAGAGUGAAACCUUCUCGGAUGAAGAUGAGGAGCCUGAGCUGUAUUUUACCGACCCCCAGCAACUGCUGUCUAUUUUCACGGAGAUGGAGGAACAGAACUUCUCCUACUUCUGUAAUUUCCAGGAGAUAGAGAAAGAAAUGAAUGAGCUUCAACACAUCUUCAUCAACACACAAAAAAGGAAGGAUCGAGAGAGAGCGCAGCUGGAAGAAGUUUUGCUCACCUUGAAAUCCACUGUCACCAAACUGGAAGAGAGAGCAGCAGACCUGAAGUUCAAAGUUGAAGACUUUUCCUCAGAACACAAAGCUGAUGUCCAGGAUAAAAUGCUUGCAAGCUUGAAAAAAAAGGUGCGGGAGAUCUAUGGUCACUGCGUUGGAGAAAGCAGGGAAGGCAUGGAGAUAGUGCAGAUGUUAGCAGCAAUAGAAAAAAAGCUCAUUGAGUUACUGGACAACCUGGAAAGAAUUCCACCUGCAAAGGUAGCAGAGAUUGAAAAAGCCAAGAAAAAAGAACAGAGAAUGAGGCUGAGAGAGGAAAAGGAACAACAGCAGAAGCAGAUGCAGGAGGAGAAACUGCAACGGGCCAUGGAGAGAGCACAGGCAAUCAUGGAGAAAAAGACCGGCAGGAGGCUGAUGUUCCGUUCCAGCCCACCUGCCAGGAAGGAAAAGAAAAAGCAAAACCAAGAACAAAGGGAUAAGGAGAAAGAAGAAAUACUGUACUAUUUUACUUGACAGCACAGCUUUUACUACUUAAGGUAGGGUUGAUAGCACUCUAGAAAAAGGUUUCUGUAGCUCCAGUCUGGGCUUAAGCUAUUUGCACUGUGAGAACUUCAUAGCCUCGUGAAACUCCUAGUUCUGCAAGGCCCCAAGAAUGGAGCAAGUGUCAGGCAACCACUCGUUGUUUUUCUUAACUAAGGAAAUAAAAUAAAAUGCUCUUAA
Phasianus colchicus (ring-necked pheasant) is the source of this 2343-nucleotide messenger RNA. It is a transcript of the gene CFAP100, whose product is annotated as cilia and flagella associated protein 100. The record is from RefSeq and is a predicted model, not a curated record. Lineage: Eukaryota; Metazoa; Chordata; Aves; Galliformes; Phasianidae.